AAUUUCAAGGACGGAGGUAUCGCCCAUCACUUCUCGAGACUCAGCUUCCGUUCUUUUUCUCUCUCUAAAAAUAAAUUUAAUCUCGUUUAAAAACCUAAAUAAAAAAGUCUCUCUUUCCCUUCUCAUCCGCCUCUGGUUUGCCCUGGUUCACAUCGAAAGCAACAGCGAAUAAUUUUCGGCCUCAAUUCAUGCUGGGAAUGGGCUCGGCAGAUCGGGAAUCACGAGAUGUGGUCGAUCAAUACGCCGAAUCUGUAAGCAGAUCGGCGUGGCCAUGUACUGGCAUGACCUCGGGAUGCAGAUGGAGAAUGGCAACGCUAGAAAGCGAGCCCGCUUCAUCAACGGCGGUGAUCCAUCCAUCGUGCUGGAACCGAAGGAGAGCCAUCGCUACAUUAAUGAUGGCUGCUCUGAGAAAAAGGUAAACAUGGCGGCAUCCAGUGCCGGCGGAAGUUUCCGGCCGUGGCAGCUCCCUUCGUCUCGAAUCUUUCGCGUCUCUCGCGCCUCUGGCGGCAAAGACCGUCACAGCAAAGUUUUAACUUCCAAAGGCCUCCGUGAUCGCAGAGUCCGUCUCUCUGUUUCAACCGCCAUCCAAUUCUACGACCUCCAAGAUCGCCUCGGCUUUGACCAGCCCAGCAAGGCCAUCGAGUGGCUGAUCCAAGCCGCUGCCGCUGCCAUUGAUGAGCUCCCAUCUCUCUGGAGCUCCUUUACUGAGCUUCCCUCCCCCACCGGCGAGCAGAACCAAGCAGAGCAGCCGCAUCCCUCCAAGUCCGGCUGCAGCAGCACUUCAGAGACAAGCAAAAGCUCGGUUCUUUCCCUCCCUUGUUCAGAGAUUUGCGUCAAGGCGAUGGAACGAGCUCGCGAGGUAUCUGCGAAGGAGAAGGAGAAGGACGGGGAAGACGGCGGGGAGCAUUUCUCCGGCGCCGACCAUCCUCAUGGUUCGUUCACAAAGCUACUAACUGAUCAAUCUGAUUCUGUUUCUGACUCGACUCCGGUGACCGCAGGCGGUCAAUUUCAGACUUUGCUGCCGUCGGCCAUCGUGACGGCGGACUACUUUGGCCAAGCUGGCUUUUUUACUCGACUGCCAGCCCAAACUCACUUUGUGAACAGCUCUCCGCUAGUGGAAAUGGCAGCCACUGGAGACCAAUUGGAGAUGCAGCAAUUCUCAUUUAUGCAAGAUUACAUUGAUUAUAAUUUCAACUUUCCGGCCGCCUCAGGUCUUUCUGGUUUCCAGAGGGGGACCCUUCAGUCCAAUUCAUCGGUUCAUUUGACACAACAGCACCUUCGUCACCAAUUGCUACGGUUUUCUUCCCCUCCUUUUUCUGUCAUGGUUGGACCAAACUUGCAGUUAAUGACUCCGGCAUCAGCCCCUUCAUCGACCGAGAAUUUCUUCUGCUCUGGAUUAGAAGGUCGUCUACAGGUCAGCAGGGAGCUGCCGACUCCAUUUUUGCUGGAUGGUUACAUUUCCUCUGAUCUCAAAGGAAAAGGGAAGAACUGAUGUCGCCAUGGCAAUGCCGGAGAUUGCGAGGUCCUGUUUUUACCGAUUGCAACAAUGGUAUAUGCAGAUGAUGAGAUGAAGGUGCCAUUCCUAAUCAGAUUGCAAAGUGCAGCAGCUCUUAAAUUACUGCAACAAUUAGCGGUCUAUUGCUGUUAUUUAAGGGAUGGAUGUGUUGUUGUAUAUGGGCAAGGAUGAUUGGAUUGCCUUGGUUCUCCCUUCGGAUGGCAGUAUUUGGGGCUACUGCAACCAGGUCGUUAGAGCAUUGGAAAUUCCUGAGCCCGUGAUGGGGAAGUAUCUAUCUUUCUUGUGAUUCUAGCUAUUAGUGGUUGAUCACCUCAGGCUUUUUGUGGCUGUUUUUUGUUGGAGUUAAUGCAAUUUUUUUUGCAGUUUUUCCUUAACUCCUUGUAGGGUUUUGUAGCAUAUUUUUUGCCUAGUGCUAUUACACCUUUUUUGGUUCUUUUACAGGUUACACAUGUAUUUUUCUUCAUUUUAAUGAAAAUGGGCUAAGCCCUCAAUUCUUCAAAAAAAAAGAAAAAAUGCAUAGUGAAUUUUUUGUAAUUACAUCAAAAUAAGUUAGGGUAUAUUACUAUAUCUACCUUGCAAAAAUCAUUAAUAUUUUGAAUAAAACCAAUUUCUUAAAACUAAUAUUGUCUUAAUUUUUGACGUAACAGUUUAUUCAUGUUUCAUUUGGGAUAGACUUUUUACAGCUUUGUAAAACAGCUCUCUAGUACAAAAGCUUCUCUUUCUUGAUAUUUUUGUACUCGAAAAUUGAUUUAAAAAGAAAAAAAAUUGUCCCAAAACAAAACUUUAUUUUUAUCGAACUUUUAAAAAUUAAUUCUAUUCAAAAUAUAACAUAUAAUCAAUUAACAGAAAUCAAUAACGAAAUUGGGUCUUAUAUUCUUUUGGAAUGCCUAUAAAUUAUAACACUUCAUGGAUCAUAAUUGACACCAUUCAAUCAAUUGAAAUUAGAACACCAGAAAU
Molecule: messenger RNA, 2473 nt
Organism: Dendrobium catenatum
Lineage: Eukaryota; Viridiplantae; Streptophyta; Magnoliopsida; Asparagales; Orchidaceae
Product: transcription factor TCP24
Exons: 4
Coding region: 272-1492 (406 amino acids)
Biological process (GO): regulation of secondary shoot formation
Cellular component (GO): nucleus
Molecular function (GO): DNA-binding transcription factor activity; sequence-specific DNA binding
Source: RefSeq, a predicted model, not a curated record